UCAUAAGCUAUUAGUAAAUAUUUAUUUAGCUAUCUUUAUUUGCUGUCUUUGUUUGAUAAUGCUCAUCUUGCCUGAGUAGAGAUUAUGGAACAGAUGGAACAGCAGGCCACAUAGCCAAUAUUUAUGAUUUCUUUUUCUUUGAGGGGAGGGUUGCAGUGGUGCAGCCACACACCCCUUUUUGACUGGAUGUCAUCACAGGAGCAUCCAGGGACUUUUUAAAAGCAGGUCUGGAUGCCUGUAUGCACAUGCCCAUGGAUGUCUGGUGGUGACUGUGGAGCACUGGGAGGCAUGAGGCUUCAAAUAUUCAGCAAGGUGUACUAAGAGGAAAAGUGAUAUCUUCACUGGUGAUUGCACUUCUCAUGCGAGCAAAUAUUUAAUUUGAAAUUCUGGGCAAUCCUGGAUUUUCAAAAAAGACAAAAUGACUCAGUGCUUUCAGAAAAUGGCAGCUCCAGGGAGAAAAGUACUCAUAGUGUAUGCUCAUCAAGAGCCCAAGUCUCUGAAUGGGUCCUUAAAAAAUAUUGCUGUGGAAGAACUGAGCAAACAGAGCUGCAGUGUCACAGUGUCUGAUCUCUACUCAAUGGAGUUUGAGCCAAGAGCCACAAGGAAUGACAUUGUCGGUUGCUUGCACAACUCAGAACAGUUUAAUUAUGGAGCAGAGUCAUGGGAAGCUUACAGGAAAGGAUGUUUGACAACGGAUAUUGUUGAGGAGCAGAAGAAAGUGCAGGAAGCUGACUUGGUGAUUUUUCAGUUUCCUUUAUACUGGUUCAGUAUGCCAGCAAUUAUGAAAGGAUGGAUGGACAGAGUCCUGACCCAAGGAUUUGCUCACAAUUUUCCAGACUGUUUUGAUGCUGGUUUGCUCAAGAAUAAAUUGGCCCUGCUCUCAUUUACCACAGGAGGGAAUGAAGAAAUGUAUUCAAAAGGAGGGAUCAGUGGUGAUAUUCAUUAUGUCCUCUGGCCCAUGCAGCAUGGCAUAUUGCAUUUCUGUGGUUUCAAAGUCCUCGCUCCUCAGAUCUGCUUUUCGCCCGAGUAUGAAACUGAGGAGAAGAGAAAGGAAAUGCUGACCACCUGGGCACAGAGACUGAAGACCAUUUGGGAGGAGAAGCCUAUAAACUGCACUCCUGAGUGGUACUUCAGGUAAUGUUCAGGCACAACACCAUGGCGAUGAGAAUUUUCUCCUGCUUCUGGCUCAGCUUGGUGUUUUUCUUUCUCCAGUGAUGUCCCUUACCACAUAUAUGGAUAAGUCUCAAUGAACAGUCAGUAACUUGAAUGCAUCACGAUGCUAGAAGGACAAUGGACAGUUAACAAUACGGCAUUUACCUUAAUGACUUCUGAGGGGUCUGGUGUAGUAAUGAGUGACAUUCUUUCCAGACUAGUAUACAUUAGCACCCUGUUCCUAAUAUUUUUUUGUUAAAGCAUAUUGCUUAUAUUAAGAGCAACAUAACUGGCAGAUUAUAGGUUUGUUGCACUACAAAACUUAGAGGUUGCCAAGAUUACUUCCACACCUUUGUUUUGUAACAUUUCCAUUGACUUAAUGAUAUUAUUAUAUCACUGUAUAAGAGGCAGCUCAGCCAGUUACCAAAUUAGUUUGUUUUAUGAAGGGAAAUGGUCUACGUUUGUGCCUUUGAACUGUGCUGUUUGACAAUUAAAGAUGCAGGAAGUUGUGUGUUCCAUGUGGAAACUGUGAUAAUUUGUUUCAAAAAAGGCUUGUGCACGUAUGUUUCUAAAACAACGUGCAUAUGUUUCUGAGAUCAAACGCUGCCCUCCACUCAUGUGGGCCCAGGUACAAACCACCCCAGUGGGGGGGACAGUGGAGCCAAGGGCAUUUCUUUGUCUCCACAGCAACACUUGGUAGCUCUGUUGGGGGGCAUGUGGCAGCACUUCUCAUGGGAGUCCUUGCAUCGUGGGAAAUGUAAAUGGGACAGGGUCCAAAUAUGGACUAGAAGUACCUAAUGGGAUACACUGAUGGGUUGUUAAUAUCUAGAAAUCUUGCCAUGAAGGUUAAAAGGGAUAAUUAUUUGGCUCUGGAGCAUGGUUGUGUGCGAGAGGCUGGGUUGCAUGCUUUAGCAAUGCAUCUUGUUUUGAUCAAUUGCUGUCACAACCUAUACAUUUUCUACUUCUUUGGAAAUCCCUUUCCCUUUAAUUCUUGUGUGUCAAAUUAGUGCUACCAAGUAAUACCAAUGUAGCAACUGUAUUUGAAUCUUACUAUUUGUGCAUUGCAUUAACUUUUCCAAAUAAAAUGUUCCUAUUCUUUCUG
Alligator mississippiensis (American alligator) is the source of this 2254-nucleotide messenger RNA. RefSeq names its product N-ribosyldihydronicotinamide:quinone dehydrogenase 2 (gene NQO2). The transcript is spliced from 8 exons. Gene Ontology annotation, cellular component: cytosol. The record is from RefSeq and is a predicted model, not a curated record. Gene Ontology annotation, molecular function: NAD(P)H dehydrogenase (quinone) activity. Lineage: Eukaryota; Metazoa; Chordata; Crocodylia; Alligatoridae. Bases 419 to 1138 code for a protein of 239 amino acids.